ACCGCCGCUUCGUUCGUCUGUGGGUCGUGCUCCGUUUUCUGUGCUCUUUCACACACCAAAUAAUAACCUAACUGUACACAAUUUGUGAUUUAUAAACGUUUGUGUAGUGACCAAGCUGUACUAUUGUGAUUGCGGCGCAUUAAAAUCCUUUUAUGUCAUAUUAACGUCAUUGCCUCACAGCUUGUCGAGAUUGAUAUCCGUGAUGUGAUUGCGGCCGCGGACGUUGUGCCGGGCAGUGUCAGUGAGUGAGAGUGGGAGAGCCGUUAGCCAGUGCUAGUGCCUGCUAUGUGAGAUGCCGUCAGAGAGCAGCACGUGGUCGCCGCCGGCCUCCACCGAGCGCCGCAACAGCAACUCUUCAGAUGGCAGCGCCUGCAGCGGCUACUCCAAAGCUACAUCAGACAGCGCCGACUUCCUGGCGACGCGAGCCCACACCGCGUCCGUGCUGCCGGGCAAGCCUGCUGCCAACCCGCUGCAGUUCAUCAAGGUGGGGCCCGCUGACCUGGGCACCCGCGCCCGCGAGCAGCUGCGACGAGCAGAGCUCGCCAAGCGGACAGAACCAGCGCGCCUCGAGCGACAGGAAGACUGGCAGUCGAACUUAGACAAUUGGAAGUCAUCUCGCCGGAAGCGGGUGGAGCACAUAAUAGAGAGGUGUGUGGAGGUCAAACGGAUGGAGACCGAGACCAACCAGCCCAGAGGCAAGUCCAAGACCUUCAACGAGAUGAUGGAGGAACGCGCUGGUCGCAGAAGGCGGAACCCACUGGCUUUGUAUACGGACGAUGAAGCGCACGACCUCAGCGACCUGGGCAUAGGCACCUCCAGCACUAAGAGCAGCUUGAGCGAGGACUGUGACACGCACAGCUUGGCUAGCGAUGGCAUGGAUCUUGAUAAAAUCCAUUCAGACAUGGAUAAUAUGUGUAACCUUGACGGAAACCGAAAAACGGGAUCGAGUGCAAAUGAAUACGACACUUGCACCACUGCUACAAUAAGCUCCCCAGAGCCAGAAGAAUACACAUACGAAGGUGCUAUAGAAGGUUAUAAAUCCAGGAUUAUUUCAACUACAAAUAGCAAUAUUGUAAAAACAGCUGUUAACAAUAGUGACAGAAACGAUAAAGACAAAUCACCUGAAAAAUUGAAUGGUGAUAUUUAUAAAAUCAGAACUUCAGUCAGCAAUAAAAUAGAACAAAAGUUAACAUCUUUCCAAUUGGAGCGUUCAAACGAUCUAAAGAAUAAUAACCCUAAGAAAGAUUUACCAAAAGUGGAUAUACACAAACGAAGAGAACAUUUUGAACGUGAAAACUCACAAGAGUCACACACAAAUAAACCAAAAUUACCAGAUAUUACAAAUAAAAAAACAAUAAAAGAACGACUUUCCCAUUUAGAAAAAUUUACUGAAGAAAGUCAAUUGGUAAAAUCGACAAGUGAUCUAACAAAAUUACCAACAGAAGUCAAACCUUUAAAAGAUAGAUUGUCUUGUCUAGAAAAAGUAACAUCUACAGAACCUGACAAAGUCAAACGUUUAUCAAAUGGUGAUCUAGCUUAUACAAAAUCUCUAAAAGAGCGUCUUUCUAGUUUUAAAACGCAAGUUUCAGAAGAAGAAGCAAAGUUAUCCAAAACUGGAGUCAAAGAAGUAUCUAUGAGUCUUAAAGAACGUCUGUCAUGUCUAGAUGCAGCAAAGAAUAAAGAAAUACCAAAAAUAUCUGUUGAAAAUGAUAUAAUGAAUGUUGUAAAAUCUUCGAAGAGUACAGUAAAUAAUUCUGAUAAAACAGAUUUAUUGGGAUUAGAAGAUCAAAUGCAAAGCUUUUGUCGCUCACUUGAUAGUUUAGAUAUCAACGAACAAACUUCUCAAACCUCUUUUGAAAGGGCACAAAGUCUUGAAGACUUUGACUGUGCUGAAAUGCAAAGCAAUGCUAUUCCAAGUGACAUCGAAACUGAAGAUAGUGGUAUACAUACUGCACGAGACUCUUGUGCACCAGCAGAUGAUAUUGCUGAUUUAACGCAGGUAGCGUCUCCUAUCGAAGAGCCUAUGAUUGAAGUUUCGGAAUAUGACUCUUCAAACGAGGAUUUAAUCACGGUAGAAACGAAAAUUGAUGAACCAACUGAAACUAAGUCUGCAAAUGAAAGUCAAAUCAAAACGGACCUGUUCAUAGAAGAAGUUAGUGAACAUGAUAACAAGACUGAUAAUAGUGAUAGCACAAGCAACUACACUCAAGCUUUAUCACAUCCUGAUGAGUUCACUGUUACUGAAGAACUAACCGAAAUACAAAUUGACAAAGAAGAUGAAGACACACUUAAAAGCUUAGAAAACCAAGACUCCAGUGUAAGUCUUAAUGAACCAGUUUCAAAUGCAUCGGACGGUGAUACGGUGGUCUUUGAGGGCAAAAUGACGAUACACUUAAACUUGAAUGAAAUCUGUAACAACUUAAACUCUGGUGCUGGGCAUACUAGUAUAAGCGGGAGUAGCGACAACGAAACUACUAACAGCAACAAUACAACUAACAAAAGCAUGCCUAUGGUAAUUGAUGCGUUAGAACUAGCGUUUAAGGAACUUGAUUCUGAAGAGAGUGUAGAUAUUACAAUGAAUAAUAACACAGCUGAACCUCCAAAGGCUGAAGCGCAAUUAGAUGAGAAGAUAGAAGAAUUAGUAUUUAAUAAUAACAAGAAUGCACCACUUGCUCCAUUGUAUGAAAAUAUUGAUAUAUUUGGACAAAACCAUGUAGUUGACACAGGAACUUUUCCUUUAGACAUGCCAUCGAAAGUUUUAGAACCUCCCAAAGAAAAACCACCUCCUCCUCCCCCAGAAGAUAGUCCUGAUGAUGAACUACUUGGAAAUGGUAACUUUAAACAUAACAACUCUGCGCGCCGCAUCAAAAAAGAAAUACGAAACAAACGCAGCAGUUUCCUCGGGAUUGAAGGUGAUGAUAGUUACCUCGAUGUUGAUUUAACACUAGCACCGAGACCCGAUCUCACUUCGUUCCUACAAGAAGCGACUAAAAUUGAGAAACUUUUGUAUAAGAAAACGCUGUCACACGAUAUGGAUGCGAAAUUGAGAGACAGCAGAGAUUCUGGUGUUGAUAUUGAUAGAGGACCGUCGGCAGAGGCGUGGUACAAGGGAUCAUCUCCUGAAACAUCGGCACCGCACAGUAGACAGAAUAGUGAGCCAUACACUCAAAUAACAGUGACAUCUGAUGAAGAAGAGGCUACUAAGAAACAAGAGGACAAUUUUACGAAGAGCUUAACAGACAAGCUAACAGACAUACAAACAAACGAUGAUACAAAGAUAGAGCACUUGGAUAAGAAAAUACAACAGCAACAGGUGUGUGUGCAGGCCGUUCGCAUUAACGACGGUUGGUCGCGGGAGCAUUAUGACGAUGUUCACACUAAGGAAGUAUUACGAUUCGAGCGUGAACUCCUACAACUUGAGCAAGAAGAACUGAGAAGACAGAGGGAGAACCUGAUUCGAGAUCAGAACCGCAUCAUACAGAAAUCGGUACAGGACGUAUCAAAAGGCAGCACACCAGAGAAGCAUCAAGCCAAAGGUGUAAAUAACUACAGACACUCGAUGCCCAACUUGUUGUUAGCUGAGAGGGAUAGAUUACAAAGAGCGCCAAUUAAUGACAACUUGAAACGUAAGCCCUUCGUAUCAGAAGAACACAUUGAGAGUCACUUUGGUGUCGAGGAAAGCAGGAAGGUGUUGUAUGAUGAUAAGAAAUACGAGAGGAGGGCAGUGCCGAACGUGAUGAGACCGACUCAACCUGUGCUGCCACCGAAACCGAAGAGCAGGGAGUCCAUUGAGAGGGAAAUAACUAUGAGAAGCAGCCGGGUUCCGUCGGCCGUGGAGUACGUGAACGUGGAUGGCAGGAUCCCUCAGCACCGGCGGGUGUCCACCGGCAGUGGCGCCCUCUACCACCCCAUGACGAGGCACACUCUACAGGCUCUGAGCGCUGCGCCGACACCAAAGCUGAUGACCAACUCGGAGUGGCUUCAGAGCCGAAACCCUCCGCGACAGAAACCAAACAACUACAACUAUAACAACCACUGGCUCGUUCAGGAAGCUGAACAUCGUCGCAUCGAGGAACAGAAAAACCGGGGCCGCGUCAGACACUCCUACCACGAAGCUUCUGCGCCGCUACAUACCAUGACGCACCUCAGUCAUAGUCAGCAGCAGCUCCCUCAGGAGCGGCGACCAGUGCGGCCCGACUCCCUGUCCCGCGGGGACCCGGCGCGGGAGGACAAACUAUUGAGUGUUAGCGGCCGGAGGAAGUGCUCCGCAUGCGGGGAGGAACUAGGUCGGGGCGCGGCCAUGAUCAUCGAGUCUCUGUCGCUGUGCUACCACGUGUGGUGCUUCACGUGUGCGGUGUGCGGCGCGGCGCUCGGAGACGGACGGGUCGGCGCCGACGUGCGAGUGAGACAGCAACAGCUACACUGCCACGCCUGCUACUCCACCGACGAUGGAGACAAGUACUCGCGCGUCUAGCAGCCGACAACACCACCUCCUGGACUAUAACGGGACUAGUACGAACGAGACAAGUCUUGAACGAGAUAGCAACAGCGGCACUACCGCUCUAUACACUCACGACGAGUACCUACGUAUGAAGCGAUAUGUUAAAAAAAAAAAAAAACAAAAAAUGUAAUUGUUUUAUGAUAUUUUUCCACAGUGUAUGUGAAUUAUAAAAUAAAGAUAAGAUUUAUGAGAGAUAAAUAAAAUCUAAACCUAGCAAAUGCGUAUCGAAUGUAAUAAAAUAAAAUUUAGUUAAUAGAUUUAACUCAUAAAAAUCUUAAUGAUCAAUCUGUCAAAUUUUGUAAAAAAAAAUAUAUUGAAAAGUGAUAAAAUUAAUAUUAAUUCACAAUUAACAAUUUUAUAUAUGUUGGUUUAUAACUUUAUCUUGGUUUCCUGUAAAUGAUGUUUUCUAACAUGUCGCUUUGUACGUAGAGGCCAGGUAGAAGCUGACAUGUAUCAGAUAGUAAACUGAUACAUGUCAGCUUCGAGUGAAACAACAUUAACGUACUUAUAACUAAUAUGAAGAAAAUAGAAAUAUUAUACUCUAUUGUGCUUGUUUCAUGAACUAAAGGAACUUUCGGGAAGAAAUUCCAAGAGUCUGGAAUUAAUGACAUGCCUUGAUGUAACAAUAAUGUUAGUUAGCUAUACUAAAGGAUUCAGAUUAUUUCUCAUAAUAGUACUUUUGUAUCAAUGUUUUAAUGUUAAGCAUCUAUUUUAAUAAAUCACUAUAAUCAUACAAUAUUGAAAGUGAUGUACCAAAAACUGUAAAGUGAAUAAAAUACCAAUAUAUUACGUUAGAUUCUUACAUCUUCUCUACUCUUCAUCUUACAUCUUCUCUUCUAAACAUUAACUUCUUUAUCUUUGUUACUUCACAACAAUUCUUAGAAUAUUAUAUUAAUAUAUAUUUAUCUUUUGUCAUAACUAUUUUCCUUAUAUUAUUAAGUAAUUAGCAAUAAUAAUGGUUUUAAUACUGGAGCAAGCUUAUUAGUAGAGCUAGGAAUACCUACCGCAAUUUGGAUAGCUGACCGGCGUAGCUAAUUAAUCCAGUAUUUAUUUAGUAACCAGUUUAUAAUACCAACUAUAGCAUAGAACGCAAGUCAUUGUAUGAUUAAAAAUCUCAUUAAUAAUACAAUGAAAUGAGAGUGAAUGCAAAUAAAAUAAUCAUUUAAACGACCUACACGCCACACCUAGCGCACCACAAAACGUCUUUGGACUCAGCCCGAACUGAGUCCACUAUUGCACGCUUUUGUUUAUCUUCCAUCGUAGUGUAAGUAUUCUAGAUCCCUCAGCAACUCCUUAUUUUACUAAGAUAUAUUAUUUAACUUUUUUAAUUUUUCUGUGUGACACUAUCCAGAACUGGUUUAACUUCUUAAAUAUUAUAGCCUUCAACGCUUCGUCCCGCUAAAAGUAUACAGCGGUUUCAUUUAAAUAGUCGUAUAAUACUUAACCUUGCCUUUAACACUAAGUAACUGAUAAAUUUGCCGUUAGUAACCAAUAUUUGCAAGCAACGGCCUUUAACGUUAGUUUUUUAUCUAUCUUUAAGAUACCAAAUCAUUUACAUAGUGACUUGUCACCAAUCAGCGCAGUUAAUACGGCGCCGCAUCUUUGGUGUUAGCCUUUAUAAUUCAUCCUCAUAUAUUUGUGCCAUGCCAUAACAUGUCUAUUCGUUCACCCUCAUUCAAUAAUUAUCGCAAUCCUCAAGUUGGUAUACACUAAUACCAGCCAGAUAUCCGUCAUAUCAUUAACGCAAUUAUAACGCCACAAUUGAAUAUAGCCACAAGUAAUUCACUUUACGGAAAUUUUGUGAUGUGGCGUGUUUUAAAUGUGGAGCAAUAAUUAUUGUGGUUAAAUAAAUCUAUGGCUGGUUGCGGCCCACUUCGAUGUAAUAAUAGCUGUGAUGUAAUAAUAUCUAGACAAUGAUGCCGUAUUUUAAAUAUAGAAACAAUAUCAUUUAUCUUCACAAGUGUUAAACUAUAUGGAAUUAUUAUAAUACACGACAAUAGACAAAGUUAUUUAUUUUGUACGCCACAGUUUGUCUAGAUAUUAUUACGGUCAAUAUUAUUUAUAGUUUAACUCGUUCUAAGUUUGAUUUUUAACCCGGGGGAUGUUGUAUAGUUUUGUAUAUAAUUCUAAUUUAUGCGACAAUUGUGUUAAUUAGCUUUAAUUAGUAUUCUAGUGUAGUUUAACACUUAUCCAAAUAUGUUAAAUGUAUCUGUUAAUAUAUCACACAUCACUCUAACAUCAUUUGGGAAUAUUUUUGAUGAAUCUUUUUUUUUAAUAUUUUAUGGAGCACUUAUAUAUCCUUACAUGUAAUUAAUAUGGCGAUGUACAUAGUUUAAGGAACAACUUGUAUCAAUAAAUAAAUGUUUUAAACAAAUA
Molecule: messenger RNA, 6877 nt
Organism: Leptidea sinapis
Lineage: Eukaryota; Metazoa; Arthropoda; Insecta; Lepidoptera; Pieridae
Gene: smash
Product: LIM domain only protein 7
Exons: 17
Coding region: 293-4474 (1393 amino acids)
Biological process (GO): regulation of focal adhesion assembly; positive regulation of stress fiber assembly
Cellular component (GO): stress fiber
Molecular function (GO): myosin II head/neck binding
Source: RefSeq, a predicted model, not a curated record